Molecule: messenger RNA, 1710 nt
Organism: Oncorhynchus tshawytscha (Chinook salmon)
Lineage: Eukaryota; Metazoa; Chordata; Actinopteri; Salmoniformes; Salmonidae
Exons: 2
Coding region: 491-1171 (226 amino acids)
Source: RefSeq, a predicted model, not a curated record
CUCGCAGGGCAAACAGAGAACUGACUUGUUCCUGACAAAUAUAUUAUAAUAUACUCUGAUGACAGAAGCUCUGACAGGCCUGCUUCGGGGCAGGUCUGUCAGAGUAGAGACUGGGCGUGGUUUAGACUCACCCAGCCUAUCGUUGAUUGUUUGCGCAGAGCUGGUCCCAUCCCGCGGGCGCUCCAGCGGUCAGUCGUUAUAGUUGUGUAGAAUAUACAGUUAUCGGGCACCUGGCUCCUGUUAUCUAACACACUAUGUUCUGAAUGUGCCUCCCCAAACUCAUUGCACAGUUCCUGUCUUCAUGUUAUUCUGUAUUUUUCCAUCAUAAGAAAGGCCCAUGGCCCUGAAACUGUUAACAAUGUCUCAAGUCAGCUAUGUUGCAUAACACAUAUACCCACACAAGCCAACAGCAAAUAAUAUUCCAUCACAUAUGAUAUGGUAAGGGCUAUAGUGUAUAACACAGAACCUCACAAUCCCCCUUUGGCGCCCAAUGAAUUGUGUUAACUGCAGUGGCCAAAACAAGAACAAUGUUGUGCUCUGGUAUUGUGCCUGGUGGACCAUGCACAGGCUCCACCACAAUCUGGACCUUCACUUCCUGAUCAUAGACCACCUCGAGUUUGCACCCAACUGGUGCUUCGGCCUCAUCAAGCAGCGCUUCACAAAGACCAGAGUGGACUCUUUGUCUGAGAUUGCUAGUAUUGUGAAGGACAGCACUGUGACAGCAGUCAACAUCCCACAGCUGGUUGGACUGGAGGAUGGGACAGUGCUGGUGGAAAGCUAUGGCUGGCAACAACACCUGACUCUGUACUUCAGGCUGCUGCCACAGAUCAAGCUGUACCAGCACUUCAGGAGCCUUGUGAUGUCGCCAAAGAGCGUUCGGACUGUCAGGACCAGGUUUCAGCUGCUGCGCAACGCUGACAUCCUUCCUCCCAUAGAUAGUCUGCCUGCAAAAGCACCACCUGGACUGGACACAGCUAGACAAACAGUAUUUUUGGGAAGAUUGGGGACUUUUGCGACGAAGAGGCUAUGGACAUCACAUGCCCUGCACCAAAGUCAAGGGCAGGACAGAAACAGGCUCUCCGAAUAUAGAUUCCCUUGUUCAUGCGUGGUUUGGACGGACCAGUCAUCAGCGCUAAUCUGCAGUGACUCUAUUCACGUGACUCUGUCCUAACACACACGCCAUAUGUUGCUGCUACUAUUGUUUAUCCCGCUGCUCAGCCACUUCACCCCUGAUUGUAUGCCUAUAAUUACCUCGUCUAUCACUGAUAUUGUUAUUGAUAUUGUUCUUGUACAUACUGUAAAUUUUAUUCAUACUGACACUAUCUAUUUCUGAUAUUGCUACAAUGCAAGUAACCAUUCGGCUGUACAGUUUACACCUUCUGUAGAGACCAUCCACUUAGCAAGACUUGGCAAAAUAUUGAUAUAUGAAAUGAAUAUUGAUGUCUGGUUGUAACAUGAUUUUGUGACAUAACCACAACAAUAUCAUGUGACUGUAUCAAGUGUCCACCAAAUAAAUAUAUGGCGCAUGCAGCUGUUUAUGUACAGUACUGUUUAUGUACAGCAUGGUUUAUGUACAGCAAAAAAAACUCACUCAGGUUGCAUGGACUUAACUUAUGUAUAGAAUACUAUAUGAUAAGUGCAUGUGUAACAGUAUAUAAAGUAUGCUAAUGUACUGGUGUGAAGGCAUUUGGGCAGUGGUGUAAAGUAAUU